This is a messenger RNA of Homarus americanus (American lobster), 1100 nucleotides long. It is a transcript of the gene Mpp6, whose product is annotated as putative carbonic anhydrase 2. Gene Ontology annotation, biological process: maturation of 5.8S rRNA. The record is from RefSeq and is a predicted model, not a curated record. The coding region runs from base 76 to 1020 and encodes 314 amino acids. Lineage: Eukaryota; Metazoa; Arthropoda; Malacostraca; Decapoda; Nephropidae. The transcript has 4 exons.
UGAGCCGUGUUGUGAGGGAGACUGGUCGCCUGAGUCGCCUUGAGGCUGUGAUAAGUCUUAGAGAAUUAUUUCAAAAUGCAGAAACCUUUAGCGAAAAAGCUUUCUAAGGGAGUCUUAGAUCUUAAGUUUAUGAAAAAGAGCAAAGAAAAGGCACAGCUUCAAGAAGAAAAUGAAGAGCGUCAACACCUGUACCAGAACCAAUUAUCAUCACUGCUUGAUGGAGCAGACCGCAUUGUGAUGUUGAACUCAUACUUCGACUGCAUGGAGUUCUUGCCUUGCCGAUUAUCCUUUGGAGGGAUGGAUCCAGACAUUGAGAAAAUAAAUGAUGAUAAAUUAACAGGCAUUUACAAAGUCAUAAAGGCUCCACAGCCAGAGACAGGCACCCAAAUGGAUACUGAUGUGGCUGCAGAGGAAAUGGCCACAGUGUUUUAUCAAAGCAGUAAAAGGAAAAGUGACCAUCUUGAUGACUAUGACACAGGCACCAAGAGAGAUCUUGAAGAUGAUGCAAGUGAAAGGAGUUAUGUCAAAGGUUGCAAAUAUAAAAGAGAGGGGGAUGAUCAAUUCCAACAAAUAAGAGUAGGUGGAGACAGUGAUCGAGGUAAUGGCAGCAACCAUGACAGGGGGAGUUUUAGUGACCGAGGCAGAGGCCAAAGAAGAGCAAACUUUAGAGGGGAUGGCCGAGGCCGAAAUCAAGGAAGGGGAAACUUUAGGGGGAAGGACCGAGGCCGAAGUCAAGGAAGAGGAAACUUCAGAGGGAAUGACCGAGGCCAAAGUCAAGGAAGAGGAAACUUCAGAGGGAAUGACCGAGGCCAAAGUCAAGGAAGGGGAAACUUUAGGGGGAAUGACAAAGACCGAAAUCAAGGAAGAGGAAACUUUAGGGGGAAUAACCCAGGCAAAGGCAGCAACCAUAGACAGGAUAUGGGCAUUUUCACGGGUGAUAACAUGGACAAUAUCCAGGACACUCACAACGACAGAACAAACACGCAUAAGAAAAUGAAGUGGAAGAAACCAUCAGAAUAAUUGUUGGAAGUCCAACUUAAUGCAAAUUAUUUCUGCUGUUACAUUUGGAAGUACUGUACCAAUAAACUUUUUCAGGUUUA